AUGGCCGGGCACUACCGCGUGGACAUCCGCCGUCGCCUGCAGACCACGGUGCAGACGCUGGAUUCCGUCGAGCUCAAGGACGACGACGACUCCCCGUCGGUGGUCAUCCGCGGCGUGCUGAUCAAGGAGGACGCGCGGCUCGACAGGUGGCUCGGCCACUUGGGGGACGUGAGCGCCGCGUGGAACGACCUCACCCACCAGCGACAGCAGUUCAAAGCCGCGUCGAAGAUCAAGGCGAGGUACACGCUGACCUUCUCGCCGCAGUCCGAUCGAAGACUCGCGUUCGAGUUUCGUUGGGAGGACGAGAUAAACCAGAUCUUCAUGAGAUAUGCGCACACGCCCGACGAGAGGAUCUACGGUUUGGGCGAACAGUUCAGCAGCCUCGAGCACAACGGCAAGCGACUGCCCAUCAUCGCCGCGGAGCAGGGGAUCGGCCGCGGGAAGCAGCCGACGACGUUCAUGUUCAACCGCAUGUUCUUCGGUUCCGGCGGCAGCUGGCACACGACAUACAGCGCCAUACCUCACUACGUCACCAGUAAGGCGAGGAGCCUAUUCCUCACCAACUUUUCCUAUGCCGAGUUUGACUUUACCGACGACGAGAAGAUCUCCAUCCUGUCAACCACGCCGACGAACAGACUCACGGGGCAAAUAAUCGGCGCGAGGAGCGUCCCGGAGACUGUCGAGGCGUACACCGAGUACAGCGGUCGAAUGGGCCCGUUACCGGAGUGGGUGUACGCCGGCGGGGUCAUAUUGGGCAUGACGGGCGGAUCCAAACGCGUGCGGGAUGUGGUCGCGAAGCUCAAGGACGCGGACGUGCCGCUCGCGGGACUGUGGCUGCAGGAUUGGGGCGGCGCCAGGAACACCAGCAUAGGGAUCGAGCGCGUGUGGUGGAACUGGGAGCUCGACGAGUCGCAGUACCCGGACUGGCACAAACUCCGAGAGGAAGCCGCGGCGGGGGGCGCCCGGCUGCUCACGUACGUCAACCCCUUCCUCAUGGACGCGAGCGGGAGCAAGGGAAGGCUGUACCGCGAAGCCAAGGAGCGCGGUUACAUGGUCCGGGCCGUCCACGGGGGCGUGUACCGCCUCGGGAGCGAGCCCGGUGUUUCGUUUGGCUUGCUCGAUUUGACAAACCCGGACGCGAGGGAUUGGAUCGAGGAUAUCAUCGUGCGCAUGGUCAACGAGACCGGCGCGUCGGGCUGGAUGGCCGACUUCGGAGAGUACCUCCCGUUCGACUGCAAGCUGCACAGCGGCGAGAUGCCGGUGGCUGUGCACAACAGGUAUCCCGAGGACUGGGCCGAGCUGAACCGCCGAGCGCUUCGCCGAGCGGGGUUGGAGACGGGAUCCGGGGAUUCAAUCGGCGGCGACGGCGUGUUCUGGUCGAGGUCCGCGUCGACGCUCACCCCCAAACACGCGAGGCUCAUGUGGCUCGGCGACCAGCUGGUGUCGUGGGACGCGCACGACGGGAUGAAGUCCGCCCUGCUCGGUAUGCUGCAAGGGGGUCUAUCCGGCCUCGGGAUUUCUCACUCGGACGUGGGCGGAUACACGGCCACGCCCGGUCGGCACAGGACCCGCGAGCUGCUCAUGCGGUGGAUGGAAUUCAGCGCCCUGUCCGACGCGGUGUUCCGCACGCACCAGGGUAACCGCCCGCUGCACAACGCGCAACCCUGGGACACGCCCGAGCUUCUCGACCACCUUGGGGCAUUCGCCAGGCUGCACAGAUGCCUCGCGCCCUACAGACGCGAGCUCAUGAGAGAAUGCUCGCUGACCGGGAUGCCGAUCACCCGGCCGUUGCUGAUGCACUACGCGCACGACCCGGUGGCGAGCAACGUGGCGACCCAGUUCCUCAUCGGCCGCGACAUCCUCGCCGCGCCGGUGAUGGACAGGGCGACACCGAGGGUUCACGUGUAUUUGCCACCCGGCGACGUGUGGCUCGACGUUUGGACCACGCAGUUGUCGCCCAUCCAACCCACGGGCGCGAACCGGGACGACGAAGACGCGGAUGAUUUCGAUUCUCACAAUCACCACGCGGGUUACGGCGCGUGGGUCACGGCAGACGCCCCGCUGGGUUGGCCCGCCGUGUUCAUUCGGAGGGGCGCCGGGAAGCCCGCGCAGGCAGCCGCGGCGGCGAUGCGCGAGUGGGCGAUGGAGCGGGGCGGGCUGCCGGGGCACAGGCGGGUGUACCCGAUGGAUCCGGUCGAGAAGCUGGUGCUGGGGCUGUACUGA
Molecule: messenger RNA, 2223 nt
Organism: Micromonas commoda
Lineage: Eukaryota; Viridiplantae; Chlorophyta; Mamiellophyceae; Mamiellales; Mamiellaceae
Product: glycoside hydrolase family 31 protein
Exons: 2
Coding region: 1-2223 (740 amino acids)
Biological process (GO): carbohydrate metabolic process
Molecular function (GO): carbohydrate binding; hydrolase activity, hydrolyzing O-glycosyl compounds
Source: RefSeq, a predicted model, not a curated record